GUUGUACUCACUCACUAGCCCUCUCUUUCUCCAACAGAGCCUCUCUGUGCUGAAAACAUGAAGAUUAUAGCUGCUGCUGUGCUGUUAGCGAUGGUGGGACAGGGGUUCACGAAUCCUCUUCCGGAAACCGAGAAGUUUUUAUUAGCAGAGAAUUAUCUCAGGCGGUACUACGGCUUGCAACCCGGUCUGUUGGGAAAAACCAAAUCUUCAGACGUGAUGACAGAGAAGAUCCGCACCAUGCAGACGUUCUUCAAGCUGGAGGUGACUGGGAAGCUGGACGACGACACGCUGGAGAUUAUGAAGAAGUCCAGAUGUGGUGUGCCUGAAGUAGCCGAGUAUAAUCUCUUCCCCAGGAAGCUCAAAUGGCCUAACACGCUUGUGACAUUCAGGAUAACAAACUACACUCCUGAUCUAAAGAAGGAGGAUGUGGAUCGAGCGAUUCAUAAUGCCCUGAAGGUCUGGAGCAAUGUAACUCCUCUGAAGUUCAAGAGGCUGCAUGAAGGAAUCGCUGACAUCAUGAUCAGCUUCGGGAGACUAGAACACGGAGAUCGCAACCCGUUUGACGGCCCUAAUGGACUCCUCGCCCACGCUUACCCACCGGGAGCAGGCAUCGGCGGAGACACUCACUUCGAUGAAGAUGAAACAUGGACGAAAGACUCAAACACCUAUAACCUGUUUUUAGUUGCGGCUCACGAAUUCGGUCACGCUCUCGGCAUGGCUCAUUCUAAUGAUCCUGGCGCAUUGAUGUACCCGGUUUACUCGUACGCCAGUGGGUUUCCUCUGUCUGAAGAUGACAUCAAAGGCAUACAAGAACUCUAUGGCCCGAACCCGGAUCACGAGAAAUUCAAACCUAAACCCGAUGCUCCAGAGAAAUGCGACCCUGAGUUAAGCAUAGAUGCCAUAACGGAGCUUCGUGGAGAGACGCUCAUUUUCAAAGACAGAUAUUUCUGGCGUGUGCACCCACAGUUCACUGAACCUCAGCUCUCGCUUAUUAAAUCCACAUGGCCUGAACUCCCAAAGAAAGUAAAUGCGGCUUAUGAGAACUCAGAGAAAGACAUCGUCAUCGUAUUCAGUGGUAUCAGAAUGUGGGCAUUUAAUGGUUACACCCUGGUGCCAGGCUACCCAAAAUACAUCCACAAACUGGGACUCCCUAAAUCCAUUCGCAAAAUAGAUGCUGCAGUUCACAUCCGUGACACGGGCAAGACUCUGUUCUUCACUGACGAAGACUACUGGAGUUACGAUGAAGCGACUAGCACCAUGGAUCAAGGAUACCCCAAGUCCAUAAAAGACGGCUUUCCUGGGAUGCGCGAGAGAGAUGGGGACGAGGUGGACGAAGUGGAUGCUGCCAACUACAUAAACGGCUACUUGUACUUGUACCAUGACAACCUUCAGUAUGAGUACAGUUACGAGAGACGGAAAGUCGUACGCAUCAUGAGAGCCAACGAACUGCUCAACUGCUGAGCUCUUAUUGUACGCAGGUCUCAAAACCUUUUCUUUAUCACUUACUUUUUAAAACACACUCUAUUAUUUUAUUUUAUUUUAUUUAUGAAUUUCUAUCUACUGAGCUGGUUCAGUGAAAAAAAGCAAGAGUUCUGAUUAUUUAUGCAUGUAUUUAUAGUUUGGUGAAAUUGUACAUAAGGAUAGUGUUCAUAAGGCUACAUAAUACCUAUCUAAUGCCUGCAGUAAGUUCUCAUAAAGUUUCACUUGUGUUAUGUGCGUGUUGCCAAUUUGUCAUCGUAAUUGACAAAAGAGGUACAGCAAUUGACAUAACUCUAAGUAUAUUUUAUGCCCAAUUAGGAGCUUAUUCCAGUGCCAUAAGGUGUCAUAAAGACGUCAUUUGUCAGUUUAGAUGUCAACUAACUUAACUUGAUCUGAUAAUUAACAAAGGAAACAUGACAUUUCUCAUAUCUGUAUAGAUCUUAUUCUUAUCCUAUUAGGGGCUUAUGCCAUAAAGUCCUCUUUUGUCACUCAUAAUGUCAUUCAAGUCAUGUUUUAUGGCAAUCAAUAUAAACCUACAUAGAUCUUACUGCAUAUAAGGACUUAUUCCAGCAGCUGUGUGGUAUUAUAAAACAUUUUUGGAAAUUUCCAUUAUCCAGAGCGACAUACAAUUUAUUUCAUUUUUUACAACUGAGCAAUUGCAGGUUAAGGGCCUUGAUCAGGGGCCCAGUGGUGGCAGCUUGGUGGACGUGGGGUGUCAAUUUGACACCAAAAGUAACGUAAACAAAACAGUUACAAAUAGUUAUUAAGGUGUCACUGAGCCUUCUGAACGCUAUCUUUAAGUAUAGUUUGACAUAAAGUUUCAUGAGUCUGGAACCAUGUGGAUAAUUCAAAUCUGACAUUGUUUUGUGUUGACUCACGGACAGCAAACAUUCAACGCAUUGUUUUUGAGUACAUUAUAAAACGUAAAAAUAAAUCAAUUCUUACAU
This is a messenger RNA of Tachysurus fulvidraco (yellow catfish), 2426 nucleotides long. It is a transcript of the gene mmp13b, whose product is annotated as matrix metallopeptidase 13b. Gene Ontology annotation, cellular component: extracellular matrix. Gene Ontology annotation, molecular function: metalloendopeptidase activity; zinc ion binding. Bases 58 to 1461 code for a protein of 467 amino acids. Lineage: Eukaryota; Metazoa; Chordata; Actinopteri; Siluriformes; Bagridae. The record is from RefSeq and is a predicted model, not a curated record. The transcript is spliced from 10 exons. Gene Ontology annotation, biological process: extracellular matrix organization; proteolysis; collagen catabolic process.